Oryza sativa Japonica Group (Japanese rice) is the source of this 3293-nucleotide messenger RNA. RefSeq names its product 26S proteasome non-ATPase regulatory subunit 1 homolog A-like. The record is from RefSeq and is a predicted model, not a curated record. NCBI's taxonomy places the organism in Eukaryota, Viridiplantae, Streptophyta, Magnoliopsida, Poales, Poaceae. Gene Ontology annotation, biological process: proteasome-mediated ubiquitin-dependent protein catabolic process; regulation of protein catabolic process. Gene Ontology annotation, molecular function: enzyme regulator activity. Gene Ontology annotation, cellular component: proteasome complex; proteasome regulatory particle, base subcomplex; proteasome storage granule.
CGCAUCGUCGCCCUCGUCUCGAAGCCAACUCGCGACACCCAAAACCGAAAAAAAAACCAAACCCUCGUCACUUCCCACCUCUUCGGCGGCGGCGGCGGAGGCGGCCAUGGCAGCGGCGGCGGUGGCCACGGUGAGCUCCGCGAGCGGCAUCCUCGCGAUGCUGCAGGAGCCGGCGGAGGAGCUCAAGCUGCACGCGCUCGCCAGCCUCAACUCCGUCGUGCACCUCUUCUACCCGGAGAUCUCCACCAGCAUCCCCACCAUUGAGAGCCUGUAUGAAGACGAGGAUUUUGAACAAAGGCAGCUCGCUGCACUUGUUGUUUCUAAGGUAUUUUACUACCUUGGGGAGCUAAACGAUGCACUGUCCUAUGCACUUGGUGCUGGGCCUCUGUUUGACAUUUCCGAGGAUUCUGAUUAUGCUCAUGCUCUUUUAGCAAAAGCAUUGGACGAGUAUGCCCGUUUAAAGACGAAAGCUCCUAAAGGCACGAGGAGGAAGAAAUAUGUGGACCCCAGAUUAGAGGCCAUAGUGGAGAGAAUGCUGGAGAAGUGUAUUCUUGACGGUAAAUAUCAGCAGGCCAUGGGAAUGGCUGUUGAAUGCAGGAGACUUGACAAACUGGAGUCGGCGAUUGUUCGAUGUGACAAUAUUCAUGGGGCUCUUUCGUAUUGUAUCAACCUUUCCCAUCAAUAUGUUAACCACCGUGAAUAUCGAUUUGAGGUUCUUCGCUGUCUUGUUAAGAUAUACCAAACAUUGCCACAUCCAGAUUACCUGAGUAUUUGCCAAUGCUUAAUGUUCUUGGGCGAGCCUGAAACUGUGGCAAACAUAUUGGACAAGCUGCUUUCUGGAAGCAAGGAUGAUGCUCUCCUUGCGUACCAAAUUGCCUUUGAUCUCGUUGAAAAUGAAAAUCAAGCUUUCCUUUUGAAUGUGAGGAAUCGUCUGGCUUCACAAACUCCUGAGUCUAACCCUGAUAGUGGAUCGGCUUUACCGGAUGAUCAAGCUGCUAAUGCGGGUACGGGCAGCACAGAACCAGCUGGGGAUGUUCAGAUGAGAGAUGACACAGCUACACCAAAUGGUAGUUCUCACACAGUAGAUCCAAAUGAGGUAGCACGUGCUGAUAGGCUUGCGAAAAUAAAAGGAAUACUGUCAGGGGAGACAUCUAUCCAGUUGACACUGCAAUUUUUGUAUAGCCACAAUAGGUCGGAUCUUUUAAUUUUGAAAACAAUAAAGCAGGCUGUGGAAAUGAGGAACAGUGUUUGCCACAGUGCAACAAUAUGUACCAAUGCAAUCAUGCAUGCUGGAACAACUGUAGACACCUUCCUAAGAGAGAAUCUGGAGUGGUUAAGCAGGGCAACCAAUUGGGCUAAAUUCAGCGCAACCGCUGGACUAGGUGUCAUUCACAGAGGCCAUCUUCAACAAGGGCGAGCUUUGAUGGCCCCCUACCUACCUCAAAGUGGUGCCGUUGGUGGUGGUAGUCCAUACUCAGAAGGAGGUGCCCUAUAUGCCCUGGGUUUGAUUCAUGCUAACCAUGGUGAAGGGAUCAAACAAUUCCUUCGUGAAAGCCUUCGCAAUACCAGUGCUGAGGUGAUCCAGCACGGAGCCUGUUUGGGCCUUGGGCUUGCAGCUUUGGGAACAGCAGAUGAGGAGAUAUAUGAGGACAUAAAAAAUGUUCUUUACACGGACAGUGCUGUGGCUGGUGAAGCAGCUGGUAUUGGAAUGGGCUUGCUUAUGGUUGGGACAGCCAGUGAGAAGGCCAGUGAGAUGCUUGCUUAUGCUCAUGAUACACAGCAUGAAAAGAUUAUUAGGGGUUUGUCACUUGGCAUUGCGUUGACAGUUUAUGGCAGGGAAGAGGAAGCUGACACCCUGAUUGAACAAAUGACAAGGGAUCAAGAUCCCAUAUUACGUUACGGUGGCAUGUAUGCAUUGGCUCUAGCCUACAGGGGAACUGCAAAUAACAAAGCCAUACACCAGCUGCUGCAUUUUGCUGUAUCAGACGUCAGUGACGAUGUUCGGAGGACUGCAGUUAUGGCUCUUGGAUUUGUUCUAUACAAUGAACCUGAGCAGACUCCUAGAAUUGUGUCCCUGCUCUCUGAAUCAUACAACCCACAUGUCCGUUAUGGUGCUGCUUUAGCUGUUGGGAUAUCAUGCGCGGGAAGUGGAUUAAGUGAUGCAAUUUCCUUGUUGGAGCCUCUCACAUCAGAUGUUGUUGACUUUGUUCGCCAGGGAGCUCUCAUUGCUAUGGCGAUGGUCAUGAUUCAGACUAAUGAAUCCUUUGAUUCUCGUGUUGGAACAUUCAGGCGUCAAUUGGAAAAGAUCAUUCUUGACAAACAUGAGGACACCAUGAGCAAAAUGGGUGCCAUACUGGCUUCUGGUAUUCUAGAUGCUGGUGGCAGGAAUGUCACAAUCAAACUUCUCUCAAGGAACAAGCACGACAAGCUUACUGCUGUGGUUGGCCUUGCUGUUUUCAGUCAGUUCUGGUACUGGUAUCCUCUCCUGUAUUUUAUUAGCUUGGCCUUCUCGCCAACAGCCUUCAUUGGACUCAACUCCGAUCUUAAAGUACCGAAGUUUGAGUUCUUGUCACAUGCUAAACCAUCCCUCUUUGAGUAUCCCAAACCGACAACGCAACAGACUACGACUUCAGCUGUCAAACUGCCGACAGCCAUUUUGUCAACAUACGCCAAGGCGAAAUCUAGGGCAAAGAAGGAUGCAGAAAGCAAAGCUAACCAGGAGAAAGCAACCGAAGAUGCUUCUGGCUCUAGUUCAAGCAAGGCCACCAAAACUCAGGAGAAGGAUGCCGAUGCAAUGCAGGUUGAUAACGCGGCGGAGAAGAAGGCUCCUGAACCCGAACCAACCUUCCAGAUCCUCACAAACCCAGCACGCGUCAUCCCUACCCAAGAGAAGUUCAUCAAGUUUAUCGAGGGCAGCCGAUAUGUCCCGGUGAAACCUGCUCCAUCUGGAUUCAUCCUCCUCCAGGACAUGCAGCCAACCGAGGCGGAGGUACUCGCACUCACCGAUGCCCCCUCAACUGUGGCUGCGACCACUGGUAGCGCCGCUGCUGCCACAGGCCAACAGGCCUCAUCUGCCAUGGCUGUCGACGACGAGCCGCAGCCACCACAACCUUUCGAGUACACCUCGUGAUGGUAGAAAUGUAGGAGGCUUGUAAUAGAGAUCUGGACUCGCAAAUCCUUUCUUUCCUACUGUAUACGUUGCUUAUUCUUUUUUGAGUAUGUAAUGCGCGGAAAUUUGUUGCUGGAAAAAAAAUAACUGAUGAAUCGUCCGUAGAGAACUUUGAUGGAGAUUA